AUGGAAUUGACAUUCAAAACGGAUGAAGCCUGGAUCAACCUAUUUGUCGGUGGCAAGGUAAUACUGAGCUAAAAUGAGCAAUACAUUAUUUCCUAUUUUAGAUCUAUCCAGUACAGUUGAAGACGCUUCUAAACCCCUCCACUCAUGGUAGCUACUUUCGAGAUCGGAUACGAAAUGAUGACGUCAUUAAGGUGGGUAGAGUGAGAUUUUUUUUUCUAAAAGUGACGUCAUAAAAUCAAAAUUUGGACGCUCUUUUGAAUAAAACUUGAGCAAAAGGCUCAAGAAUAAUUUUUCCAGAAUUAAAAAUUUUAUCCUGUUGAAAAAAUGAACAAGUUUCCUUCUCAAAGCAUCAUUUAGCCCUUGUUAAGAAGCUCAUGACGUCAUAAAGAAAUCUAAAAUGACGUCACUAAAAAUUAGUUUUUGUGUCGCAAUUCACUACUGGAGAUAAAUAUACAAAUUUUUUUAGAAUUUUUCGGACUUAUUAAAAAAACCUUACAAAAGGCGAUAAUGACGUCACUUUUAACCUUGUUUUGAAGCAAAUGACGUCAUAAAGCUAUCCAAAAUGACGUUACUGAAAAAUUAAUUUUUGUGUUGGAAAUUUCUAACAAAGAAAAAAAUUCUGAAGUUUUUUCCAGAUUUUUUUUUUUGAAACUAAAAACACGUCCAAAAUAACAAAUAUGACGUCAUUUUUAACGUUUUGGAUCAAAUGACGUCAUAAAAUGAUCCAAAAUGACGUCACUACUAUAAAAUUACAGGUCCACUGCGUACAAUGGGACAACUCGCCGAAUCACAUCAAAAACCGAAUGGAUAUUGAUCGUGACGGUGAACUUUUCCGACAGGUACGGCAUGACUGAGCUUUUAAAAAUGUUAACUGAGUGGUCACUUAAGGUGCUUCAAUUUAUGAGAAACGGCAAGGGAACCAGUUUGCCUGAGGAUCGGUUCACAUUGCAAAGCUUAUUGGUUUGUUUUUUAUUGGGAAGUUUCAAGUUAGCUCCAUUGAUAAUCAAAACAAAAAGGCCUGAUAAAGUUGUAAAUUCAAGAGAAAGCUCAAAAAGGGUAAAAUUUGAUUUUUUAAUGUCGGAAAAACAAUUUCGUUGAAAGUUUGCUCUAAAGAUAAGAGAGAUAUAUAAUCAGAUAAAGAAACCAAAUGUUUCUGGGCGAUUCUAGUGAUCACUUAAGAGUGCUGACGCUACUAAAGUGGUCACUAGAAAUGCUUCGACACGUCCGGGGCGCUUUACGAAGGUCCGAGUAAAAAUCAAAAAAAAAAAAAAAUUGGAGUGAGCCCAGAAUUCGAGUGAGAAGCUCAGAGAAAGAAUUUUAAAUUUGCCUUUUAAUUUUUAUGAAGGCUAUUGCUCCGUCGAAAGUUUGCUCCAUGGACAAAAAACCGAAAAAUGCCUGAUAAAGCUCUAAAUUUUAACAAAGAGUUAUCUACUAAGAAUUUUUGAGACUUCAGAAUUUUAUUGGAUAUUUUGUUUUAUUUUCUCUUGAUACAGCGAAUUUUCAGUGAGUUCAUUAUUGAUGUCGAGUAGAGAAACUGAGGUAUAACCUUCAAAAAUAAAUUUUCAAGCUCAUUCGUCAAAAAUUGAUACCAGAACUUUAUCAACCUAACAUCCCGAACUUUUUUCGCUGACAAGGAAAUUGUGGGAGAUGAACAUGGCAGACCUGGUUCAAACUUCUGUGAUAGGUAGUCCCAGGUAUGAGGAUUCGAAAACAGAAAGAAUUAUCUGCUUAGUUCCAUAGGGUGCUGAGAAAAAGCCUGUCAAAAUGUACGGGGAAAAAAGUGACUUUUUUGGUUUUUCGAUUUUUAGAGCGUCUAAUUUCACCGAACGACAUUCCGCUGUGCCGCUAUGCCCUUUGCGAACCUUGGUCGCGUUUUAAACUUUUUUUUUUUCUUUUAUUAAGGUACUCUACUUUCAUGUGCUCCCACAGCAAUAACAAUAAAUUGAAAGCGUGAUCUAUAUUCGAAAGACGCUUCGCGAACGCUCGCAGCGGAACAGCGGAAUGUCGUUCGGUGAAAUUUCAAGUCUUGGCCCACAGACUAUACUGUUGUUCACUGUAUCAUGAGAAUCACGAAAAAGAGACUUUUUGCACGAAAAACCCAAAGAGGAUUCGUUUUUGAGCUUUUCCUGUACAUUUUCGACAGGCUAUUUCUCACUACCCUAUGGCUCUUAGCAGGUGAUUCUUUUUGUCUUAAGAUACUCAUACCUGGGACUACCUACCACAGAAGUUAGAACCAGAUAUGCGAUUUUCAUGUCAGGGAAAAAUGUUGACAAUUUUACUCACGAAAUUACAGAGCGAGGCCGAGUUUUUCGGGCUUGAAAGGUACCGGGAUAUGAUCAGGAAGCGACUUUGGAAAAUGACCGGCAGGGCUCAAUUCUUACUCGUGUUACUCCGAUUCGGAAUGACAAGACAAAGAGCUUGA
Messenger RNA from Caenorhabditis auriculariae, 2422 nucleotides. NCBI's taxonomy places the organism in Eukaryota, Metazoa, Nematoda, Chromadorea, Rhabditida, Rhabditidae. The record is from the annotation of a GenBank genome assembly.